Messenger RNA from Oldenlandia corymbosa var. corymbosa, 2505 nucleotides. The record is from the annotation of a GenBank genome assembly. NCBI's taxonomy places the organism in Eukaryota, Viridiplantae, Streptophyta, Magnoliopsida, Gentianales, Rubiaceae.
CCGUACUUCUAUGAUUAUGAAACAUGCAGAACAAGAGAGUCAACAAGGUAACUACUAGACUCCCUGAAUUUCUCAUACACGCAGUUUUGGUCUCUCUAUAAAUACUCAUCCAUUUCUUCUUCAUUUCUCAUCAACAAAUCAAUAUAGGAAGUAUUACUCCCUCUCCAUUUCAAAAAAGAAGAGUCUCGAGAAGUCGAAAACAUGGGUCGAGUCGUUCAAACAGAACCAUUUCAUCUUUUAAACAUAUUCAUCAUCGCCAAUAUCCUUCUCUCCACAGUGUUCCACCAUCCGAUAGUUCACGCCAUUCGCCACCAAAACAAACACUCUAAAAAUCCGGUUUUCUCGCUACCCCUUCACCCGCACGACCACCAGAAGAAGAUCAACUACACGAGCCUAGCAAUCUCCUCGUUAGCGAGGGACAAAGCCCGGGUCGAAUACAUCAACUCCAGGAUCCGAAAAGCCUUACUCCACAACUACACCGACCCGAGCAACUUCUUCACUGGGGAGGAAGAAAUUGAGACUUCCCUCUCCAGCUUGGGUGGCGGGUACCUUGCCAAACUCGGGUUUGGCCAACCCGUGAGUGAAUUCGACUUGUUAGCCGAUACGGGCAGCGAGGUCACUUGGCUCCAGUGCUACCCAUGCAAGGACUGCGACCCGAAUUCGGGCUUGGUUUUUGACCCGUCUCAGUCCUCUACUUAUCAACCUUUAUCUUGUUCCUCCCAGCAGUGUGAUGCACUUCAAGGCGAAAAAAUUUGCAGUACCGACGGUAACUGUAACUUCAUCGUAAGAUAUGGAGACAGAUCGGCCUCCACGGGGGAUUUCGCGACUGAAACGUUAUCGUUUGGGAGUUCGGGUUCGGUUGGAAAUGUGGGAAUCGGAUGCGGGCGAGAAACUGGAGGGCUAAUAGCCGCGUUUUCGGGUAUACUUGGACUCGGCCCCAGUCCCGUAAGUUUCCCUUCUCAAAUUAAAGCAACUUCCUUUUCUUAUUGCCUUGUGGAACCCGGUUCCGGGUCAUCUUCUACUCUGGAUUUUAACUCAGCGGCCCCGGGGGACUCGGUCAACGUCAAACUAGUUCGGAACCCGAAAAAGGACCUUUACUACUACGUCGAACUCACCGGGAUCACCGUCGGAGAAGACCAAGUUCCGGUCCCACCUUCCGUUUACCAAAUCAACGGUGACGGUACCGGAGGAGUGAUAGUUGAUUCGGGCACCACGUUGACUUUUUUGGACCCCGACGUUUACAACUCAUUCCAGGACGCGUUCCAAAGAAAUGCACAAAACUUGGCGGAUUCCCAGGUCAACUUUCAGGGUUAUGAUACGUGUUAUGAAUUCGCCUCCGGCACUUCUGCUUCCGACAUACAAGGGCCGGCGAUGUCGCUUCAGUUUUCCGGAGGUCAAACCGUCGCGUUGGGACCGGGGAACUACUUCAAAAGGGUUGCUGAUUCGACGUUUUGUCUGGCUUUCGAACCUACCAAUCAGAUUGUGUCAAUCAUUGGGAACGUAGUACAAAGUGGGAUGCGUGUUACGUAUGACCUCGGCAACAACUUGAUUGGUUUCAGUCCUAAUAUGUGUUAAAAUUUUGAAGCUUUUUUCACCCCUAUACAACUAUAUUUAUGUCUUAUCUUACAAAUAAAAAUUGAUAUGCGUAUUAAUCAAAUUUUCUACCAUUAUUUUUGUGCUUGUGAAUGAAUAUUACUAUUUGAAUUACGGGAUUCCCUUUUUUUUUUUAAUUAAAAUUCCCUCACUAUUUUUACAUCCUAUUCGCAUCCGUUCCUGUUCAAUCAAUCUUAUAAUUGUGCCUAUGCAUUUAUAAAGUUUUUCCCCCAUCUCUUUUGUGCUCAGUCUUACCAGUUUUAAUUGGAAUAUUUGUUUUAUACCAACAAAUGAGUCCGAUUUUGAAUUUUCAAUCUUGGCCUCUAGGCUCUAAUGUCUUCGUCGAGUGAGAAUUUGACUCACGGUCCUUUUCCUUGAGACUAUUUACGAACACAAAGGCAUUGACUCAUUGACCAUGCAUGCAUGGCCAUGAUGCGCGACAGCGUCUCUUUCCCGUUGGUCGAAAUGCACAAUAUACAUUUUUCCCACAAUGAUUUCUGGUCUUCUACUUUUACUUAUUUAUUAAUGAUUUUUAACGCAAUUUUAUCAGUACUUUUUUAAUUCCAUUUUCCUACAUGAUAGGCAUGUGAAUUCCCUCACUAUUUGUGGAAACCGUGCACAUGAGUCUAUGUCUGAGAGAGAAUUUGUAAGUACUUGAAGGAUCAUUAGAAGGCAAGAAUAAUUAGAGUGGAAAAAGAUCAAUGCGCUAAAUUAUUUCUACCCUUUAAUUUCCACGGCAGCCCCAAUUAGUUAGAGACCUAGAGUCAACAAGUGAUACUCCCAUGUGACGAUUUUAUUUUUUUUAGGUAUAGAUUGUACUAAAAGAUGAAAAUUGAAAUAUGGCAAAACAAAUAAAAUAGUAUAACGCAUAUCGCUAGCUUCGGUCUCUCUUGUUCAGAUAUUCAAUGGAAG